CUGUGCGAUAACAGUUUGCCGUGGAGCUUGUGAUAAACACAGAGCCGCCGUGAAUCCACACUUCCAGUUGCUCUCGUUCUCCAACAGGCGUUAGACAAACCUGAUCAGCCACUCUUCCCCGCAAGGCAACGAUGUCCCUCUCUGGCUGGGUGUGUGUGGUUACUGGUGCCUCCAGGGGCAUCGGCAGGGGAAUAGCGCUGCAGCUGUCUGAGGCCGGCGCUACCGUUUACAUCACAGGACGGCAGGAGAAGACCCUCAAACAAACUGCGGCAGAGGUGACCGAGAGAGGUGGCAAGUGCGUUCCAGCGGUCUGUGAUUCCACUAAAGACGAAGACAUUAAGGCCCUUUUUGAGAGAAUCAAAGGAGAGCAGGAUGGCAGACUGGACCUGUUGGUGAACAAUGCCUACGCUGGCGUACAGGAUAUCUUUGACAAUAUGGGUAAGAAGUUCUGGGAAACGGAUCCAUCUAUUUGGGAUUCUAUCAACAACACAGGCCUGAGGGGACACUACUUUUUCUCAGUUUAUGGGUCCCGCUUGAUGGUGGCCCAAGGCCGCGGGUUGAUAGUAACAAUUUCAUCCAUGGGUGGGCUGCAUUACCUCUUCAGCGUGCCGUACGGGGUUGGAAAAGCCGCCUGUGACAGGCUGGCCGCAGACAUGGCGGUUGAGCUGAAGAGCAGAGGAGUGACCUCCGUCAGCCUGUGGCCGGGACCGGUCCAAACAGAGCUCGUGUCGCAGUUAAUAAUCCAGAAAGAGGCACCGCAGGGUUUGAAUCCCAAGUUUCAGGAAGUGUUUUCCAAUGGGGAAACCACAGAACUAAGCGGAAAGUGCAUAGUCAGCCUGGCUAAUGACAAAAAUCUGAUGUCACUGACUGGGAAGGUGCUCAUGACGUGCGACCUGGCCAGACGCUACGGCAUUAAAGAUGUUGACGGGCGGGAUGUAAUGGAUUUCACUUCCCUAAAAUUCCUCCUGACCCAGGUCCCGUACCUCUCCUGGCUGUCAGCAGUGGUCCCGUCAUUUCUUCGCCUGCCUCGCUUUAUCCUCACUCUGGCUAAUGGCCGCUUCUAACCGUUUCCACCAUCACUCCUCGCAGUGCAGCACCGUAAACUACAGUUGUAAUGUCAGUAUUUUCAGGAAACGGACCAUUACUGAAUCACUAGAGGAACGGCAAGAAUUUACGUUCCCUACUUUUUGGAAGAAGCGGUCUUUAUGCGAUCAGAUCAGAGAUAAGGAUAGUAUUCGGUGUUGCACACGUGCUUGAGUUGCAUCAAGGAAGGUCCACGAUGAAGAAUGUUUCAUAUAAGCACUAAUAUCAGCCAAAGAUGAACCCUCAUGAUGUGAUUUUAACAGUAAGUUUCUAUUAUUCUGUACAGUUAAAAAAAUACAUUUAAAGGCCUUUUUUGCACUAACCAUUAACUAUAUUGCACUGCAUUAGUAUAGUCAUUUAAAAAAAAGAUGGGAACUGCAGCUCUUGGGUUUUAGUCAUGAGCUCCUAAUCACGUUUAAAGGACAAAAACACGAAGCUUAAUUAGCCAUAAUUAGUGACCCUUUGUCCACACAGUGAUAAAAUAUCCAUUUCUUAAAAAAGAAGAAGCUAACUUUACCUGUGAAGUCCAGCUAGCAGCUGAAAAAACAGAAUGAUUUUACAUUGAAUAUAAAGUUCUAGUGGGUUUUGUUUAGCUGGCACUGACUCAUUGUUUCUGCUUUUAUUGUUUAAAAAAAAAAACGUGUAAGUGUAGGCGUGUUGCCAGUGUUCGAGGGCCUGUUUUUCUGGCAGGAUUUUCAUUCAUACCAUCAGCCUUAUUGCCCCCUGAGAGGACCUUCAGGCAGAUGUGCAGCUAUAGAUCAGCCAGUAGGAACACCCUCUGUCAUCGGUGGUGGACUGCCACCUCAUGGCCUUUAUGUCUUACCGGUUAAAACUGGGACCACGAUAAACCAGUAGACAAUAUUCUGUCAUUUCUGCUUGUUUUCUACUUUCCUACACAUCUAAUGUAUUUUUCCAACUAACGUUCCGUUCAAUAAAGGAUUGUUUAUGUCUUGCUGUU
This is a messenger RNA of Fundulus heteroclitus (mummichog), 2041 nucleotides long. It is a transcript of the gene dhrs1, whose product is annotated as dehydrogenase/reductase (SDR family) member 1. The record is from RefSeq and is a predicted model, not a curated record. The transcript has 9 exons. Bases 132 to 1064 code for a protein of 310 amino acids. NCBI's taxonomy places the organism in Eukaryota, Metazoa, Chordata, Actinopteri, Cyprinodontiformes, Fundulidae.